AGUCUCACUGGGAUUGUUAUCAAGAUCAAGUAUUAUAACCCCACCCUUCUGUUCUGCUUCCAUGGCAGCAAAACACCUUCCCAAGCUUCAAGCUAAGACAACAUUCCAAACACUAAUCUGUAAAAAGCCAUGGCCGACACGGGUGGUGGUUCUGCUCUCUGGGAAGGAGGAAUUGGCGGUGGUGGUGGUGGUGAAGGUGAUGGUGUUUGGCCGUCUUCAAAGACUAAGAUUAGAGGACUGCAUGGCUCAAGCCCGCCGCCUUUCUUGAUCAAGACAUAUGAAAUGGUGGAUGAUCCUCUCACAAACCACAUAAUUUCUUGGAGCCAUUCUGGGAACAGCUUCAUUGUUUGGAAUCAUCUCAUUCUUGCUUCAGAUAUUCUCCCAAGAUUCUUCAGGCACAGCAAUUUCUCCAGCUUCAUUUACCAGCUCAACAACUAUGGAUUUAGGAAGAUUGGGUUGCAGAGAUGGGAGUACGAGAAUGCCUGGUUUCAAGCUGGGAAGAAGCAUCUGCUGAUGAACAUCAAGAGCCGGCAUCAUAAAUUAAGAAAGAUGUCUCAAAGAGGCUCCCAAGAAUGCGUAUAUGAGAUGAAGGAAGAACUGGACAGCUUGAGAGAUGACCAAAAUAUGAUCACUGCUGAAAUGCACAAGCUUAAACAGAUGCAAGAGGACAUGCAGAGCCAAAUGUGUGCCUUCAAGAAGCAUGUGAGAAUGGUGGAGACUAAGUCCAGAGAAGAGCUUACAGUGCUGGCAAAAGCCAUGAACAAAGUGAUGAUGAAGGAGGUGCUUAAGUAUGUGAGAGAGGGAAAGGAGCAAAAACUGGGUUUGCAGGGAACUGGUGAAAUGUCGAAAAGUGGGGAGGGAAAAGACGAGAGCAUCGAAGUGGAUACGUCUGAAAGUUCAAAGAGCUUUGGUGCAGAAACCGGGAAGAACAAAGCGGAGGAGGAACAGCAGAAGAAAGAAGUGAAAUUGGAUGAUCUAAUGAUCUCCAAGAUGAUAAUGGAUGAAGCAGAAGAUGUGAUUGCCAAGACUACAAGUUUGGAGGAAGAGGAAGUGGUGGUAGUAGUUAAUCUUGAACUCUAGCCUGUGCUAUAUAUCAUUUCUGCUUUUAAUUCUUUCACCCCCCAAAAAAAAAAAAAAAAAAAAAAA
Ipomoea nil (Japanese morning glory) is the source of this 1146-nucleotide messenger RNA. Its product is annotated as heat stress transcription factor A-7a-like. Gene Ontology annotation, cellular component: nucleus. The record is from RefSeq and is a predicted model, not a curated record. The transcript has 3 exons. Gene Ontology annotation, molecular function: DNA-binding transcription factor activity; RNA polymerase II cis-regulatory region sequence-specific DNA binding. Lineage: Eukaryota; Viridiplantae; Streptophyta; Magnoliopsida; Solanales; Convolvulaceae. Bases 130 to 1080 code for a protein of 316 amino acids. Gene Ontology annotation, biological process: regulation of transcription by RNA polymerase II.